AUGCCUCAAACAUCUAAUAUCGGGUUUGAACAACUCUCAAAAUAUUUUCACUUACCAAUCAAUGAUGUGGCCAAAGAGCUUGGAAUAUGCGCCACAAUGCUAAAGAAGAUCUGUAGAAGAAAUGGUAUCCCAAGAUGGCCACACAGAAAGAUCAAGAGCUUGAACAAGAUGAUUGAGAACUUGGAAGCAACCCUACAGAACAACACAUCUGAAGCCGAGGAGUGCGUCAAACAAGAAAUCACUAUUUUAAAGAGCAAGAAGACAUUGAUCAUGAAGAAUCCAAGUAUCUUGGCCAACGGUUCACAAAAGAGAAACACAACCGUCCUUAGUAGUUCCGACGAUAGUUCGAAACAAGUAAAGAAAAUCAAGUUGGACGAAUCACCCAAUUCAACUGAGCACAUCAGCCAACCACACCAACAAUCACAACCGGCCUCACAGACACAACCACCACAACAAUCACAACAAUCUCCACCACAACCACAACAACAAAUUACACAUCAACCACAAAGUUUACAACAACAACAACAACAACAGCAACAACAACAACAACAUCAGCAAAAGAUGAUGCAAUACUCUCCACACUCUCCACACUCACAACACUCGCAACACUCUCAACAUUCUCAACAUUCUCAACACUCUUCACACUCACAACAACACUCUUCGCCACAACAACAAACCACAAAUUUCUCAAUCAACCAACUUCUCACACCAGCUAGUUUCUCUGCUCCAUUGACCUCAUAUUUAUUCGGUGGACACGACGACGAAGAUCUUGGUCACCCACAACAUGAAACAUCGCCAGGUGCAUACAUGCAUCAACCAACACUUUCAUAUCAAACCUCACACCAAACACACAUGCCAAGCAAUGGCGCACGUGAAAUCUCAGUGGAACCAACCAAUUCGUGGUACACCAACUCUCAGAUGGGACCAACUUCAAUGGGAUACAUGCCAUCGGGACCAAUGUUUUCGACGAUGCAUCAAGACUUUUUCACACUUCCAAAAUUGAAUAUCCCAGAGUCUUUGGGUCAACAGUUGGCAAUGCAAAAUCAAUCGUAUCUCUCGCAGCCACCUCAAUACCAACAGCAGCCACCAAAGAACAUGAUGUACAUGAAGCACCCACCACAAUAUAUGUCGCCACAAAACUCAAAUUCAAUGAUGGGCGGUCCAAACACAAAUGCAAAUCCAUUGCGAUGGGUAAUGGAACACGAUAAACACAGAAAGGUUUGA
This is a messenger RNA of Heterostelium album PN500, 1224 nucleotides long. Its product is annotated as RWP-RK domain-containing protein. Gene Ontology annotation, molecular function: DNA-binding transcription factor activity. The transcript has a single exon. The record is from RefSeq and is a predicted model, not a curated record. Lineage: Eukaryota; Evosea; Eumycetozoa; Acytosteliales; Acytosteliaceae. The coding region runs from base 1 to 1224 and encodes 407 amino acids.